CUGAGUCUGCUAUCAAGUUCUUCAAUUUGUUGAGGAAUGAGUAUGAAUUUCGGCAUUCGUGGGUUUCUCAGUUCGUUAUUGCUCAUGUUUUGGCCCGAAAAAGGCGGCUCAAGGAGUUACGUUCAUUUGUACAGCAAAUGUUGCAAGAAGAAGGCUCCGGUUCUGCACCUUCACUUUCUGAGCUGCUGUGGAAUAGAUUCAGGGCCUGGGAAUCAAGUGGUGUGGUAUGGGACAUGUUGGCUUUUGUUUAUUCAAGGUCAGAGAUGGUCCAUGAUGCUCUCUUUGUUCUUGCCAAGAUGAAAGACUUGAAAAUCCAAGCUUCAAUCUUGACGUACAACAGUUUGUUGUACAACUUAAGGCACACUAGUAUCAUGUGGGAUGUAUAUGAUGAAAUCAAAGCUAGUAGGACUCCUCAGAGUGAACACACCAAUUCAAUUCUAAUAGAUGGUCUGUGCAGACAGUCAUUGCUACAAGAAGCAGUAGCCUUCCUGCGAGAGAAUGAAGGGAAGCAUUUUGGGCCCUGUGUUGCUUCAUUCAAUACCCUCAUGUCAAGGUGCUGUAAAAUGGGUUACGUAGAUGUUGCAAAAUCUUUCUUUUGUAUGAUGUUUAAGUAUGGACUACUUCCUGAUGCGUACAGUUACAAUAUUCUUAUUCAUGGGUUAUGCAUAGCGGGCUCAAUGGAAGAAGCAUUAGAGUUUUCAGAUGACAUGGAAAGGCAUGGUGUAGAGCCUGACGUAGUAACCUACAACAUUCUUGCCAAAGGUUUUCGUUUGCUUGGUAUGAUGAAUGGGGCUUGGAAGAUAAUUCGCAAAAUGCUGCUUAAUGGGUUGAAUCCAGAUAGUGUCACAUAUACAAUACUUAUUUGUGGACAUUGCCAGACUGGCAAUAUAGAGGAAGGCUUUAAGUUACGGGAAGAGAUGCUUUCACAGGGAUUUCAAUUGAAUGAUAUCUCUUAUAGUGUACUGCUUAGCAGUUUGUGUAAGAUGGGGCGGGUCGGUGAAGCACUCAGUUUGCUUCAUGAGAUGGAAUCAAUUGGCUUGAAACCAGAUCUUAUCACAUAUUCUAUUCUCAUUCAUGGUCUCUGUAAGCAGGGAGACGUACGAAAGGCUAUUCAACUAUACAACAAAAUGUGCUUAAAGAGAAUCUUUCCAAAUGCUCAUGCACAUAGUGCCAUCUUAUUGGGCCUUUCUGAGAAAGGGACAUUAUUAGAGGCGAGAAAUUUUUUUGAUGCUUUGACAAAGGGUGACUUGAUGGAGGAUAUUAUUUUGUAUAAUAUCAUGAUUUAUCGGUACGCAAAAGUUGGUAAAAUUGGAGAGUCUGUACAGUUAUACAAACAAAUAAUUGAAAAAGGGAUUACUCCAAGUAUAGUCACUUUCAAUUCUCUUAUUUAUGGAUUCUGCAAAUGCAGAAAGCUAGCUGAGGCUAGAACAUGGUUGGAUACCAUCAAGGCACAUGGAUUGGUGCCAAGUGCUGUAACAUACACCACUCUUUUGAAUGCAUUAUGUGAAGAGGGCAACAUAUGUGGCAUGCUGGAAGUGCUCAAUGAGAUGGAAUCAGGAGUGGUACAACCAACCAAUGUUACAUACACAGUGAUUAUAAAAGGACUCUGUAAACAAAAGAGGCUACAAGAAUCUCUCCAAUUACUUGAGGAUAUGUAUGAUAAGGGUAUCUCCCCGGAUGAAAUCACAUACAAUACUUUAAUCCACUGUUUUUGCAAAGCUCAUGACAUGAGAAAAGCCUUUCAGUUGCACAAUGAGAUGCUACUACAUAAUCUUCAGCCAAGCCCCAUCACAUAUAAUGUUCUCAUCAAUGGUCUUUGCAUAUAUGGAGACCUAAAGGAUGCUGAUAGACUGUUCUCUUCUCUUCAGGACCAAAAUAUUGGAUUGACAAAAGUUGCUUAUACUACACUAAUCAAAGCACACUGUGCAAAGGGUGAUGUCUGUAAGGUAGAUGAACUCUUUUGCCAAAUGAUAGAGAGGGGGUUUGAAAUCUCUAUAAGAGAUUAUAGUGCUGUGAUAAAUAGAUUGUGCAAAAAAAAUCUUACAGUCAAAGUUAAAGUUUUCCUUCGUAUGAUGUUAUCUGAUGGAAUCUCCCUGGAUCAAAAAAUUUGUUCGGUGAUGCUUAAUGCUUUCCAUCAAAUUGGUGAUCUCAAUUCAGAAUUUGAACUGCUUGCUGUGAUGAUAAAAUAUGGCCUGCUUCCUGAUUAGAUCCAUGAGAAACUGAUGAUUCUUAUGGUUCUCACAAUUGGAAAGAACAGUCCAUUGGUUGAUCUGGAAGUCCAUCAUGCAAGGGGGUUUGCUCUUAGGUAUACUGUUGCUGAAAACUGAGUCAAUCUUUAGGGAAAACCCCAGCUGGGAAUGAGUUGCAGAAAUCAAUGGCUUAUGGCUUUGCAGAGACUUUCUAUCUCUCCAGCAACAAUCUUCACUGCUCUCAACAAUCGAAAACAGUGCUCUCUCUCUCUGUUCAAUUGCGUGAAGAUAGGAAGCUUGCAGAGGAGGACCCUUUCUUCUACAGCUGCUGCUGAAGCUCUAGAAGAGGCCAUUGCUUCCGAACCUAUUGUAAGGAGCGCAAGAAAACAGAUGACUGUGAAUUGGCAGCAAUUGAUUCUAUUGGAAUCUUCCUGGGAAGAUUGCAGAUUGAGGAGGCCAUUGAGUUGAUUAGACUUGAAGAUGAUUUGCAGGUCAUGUAUUUGUUCCUAUUGAUCCAAAUCAUUGUGAAGAAUUCGAUCCCACAACCGUACCAACCCUUUCUGAAGUAUGCAUGUACCAAAAUAAAUUAUUCAUCAAUCACCUGCUUGCCACUCAAAAGAUUUUAUAAUGGUACUCAGUGGUUCAAUGUUGUCCACUUUCUUCUCCUUAGCGUGAAUUUAUCAAAUCUGCAGCUUUUGGGCCAACUUUAACGUGCGAGGUUUCAGAGCAGAUGGUGAUGACGAGUGGGAUGGAACAUCACUUUGGAAAAUCGAUUAGAUAUUUCAGAUCAUCUUUCUUGCAACCUUUACUCAAGUCAUAUUUAUCAAAAAAAAAAA
This is a messenger RNA of Camellia sinensis, 3025 nucleotides long. The record is from RefSeq and is a predicted model, not a curated record. Lineage: Eukaryota; Viridiplantae; Streptophyta; Magnoliopsida; Ericales; Theaceae.